AAUAAAAAAUGUGUGUUUGUUUAACCACCCCACCCACCCUAAAACAGAUUGCGUGAAUUGAGCCACUCUGGACCCACGUGAACUCAUAUGUGGAUGUGUGUCUCGGUCAACUCCCACUUGCAAACGCCAAUCCGGAGUCGGUACAGUUACUUACAAUAUUUUUCAGGCAUUUGUAUUCCUUUCUCAACUUCUUUAUCUAACAAUGAGGUACGACGUUUUUCUAAGCUUUCGAGGUGAAGAUACUCGUUAUUCUAUCACCGAUCAUCUCUACGAUAGAUUAUUGAGGGCAGGACUUCGAACUUUCAGAGAUAAUGAUGCAAUCGACAGAGGCCAAGAACUCAAGCCCGAAAUCGAGACCGCAAUAAUCGAAUCGAGGGCUUCUGUAGUUGUAUUGUCCGAGAAAUACGCCAAGUCCAGAUGGUGUCUUGAUGAACUUUGGUUGAUCUUAGAACAAAGGAGGAAGUGUAAUCAUUUUGUUUUACCUGUUUUUUAUCAUGUUGAUCCAUCGGAUGUUAGGAACCAAACACGAAGUUUUGCUAUAGAAGGGUCAAAAUGGAUAUUGGAUGAUGUGAGGCGGUGGAAGGCAGCAUUAACAGAGGUUGCUAAUUUGACUGGCUUGGUUCUUUCAGGGUCUGAAACGGAAUUUAUUGCAAAAGUGGUUCACACAGUCAGUUGUAAACUAGACUUGAAACAUCUUAGCACUCCAGCCCAUCUAACUGGAAUGGAGACUCGAGCUGAAGUUAUCAGUUCAUGGUUGAAAGAUGAGCAAUCCAAUACAAACAUUCUAGCAAUUUGUGGCAUGGGAGGUAGUGGCAAGACAACAAUGGCCCAAUAUAUUUAUAACUCACACAAGCAAAAUUUUGAAAGCAACAGUUUUCUUGAAGAGAUUGGAAAAUACUACAAACAACCUUGUGGUCCGAUUGGGCUACAAAAACAACUUCUCAGAGAUGUUUUAGGGGAAAGGAAGAUAAUGAUAUCUGUUGCUUCUGAAGGUACACGUAAGAUUGAGAACGCCUUGCAAAUGAAAAGGGCACUUAUAGUUCUUGAUGACAUCGAUGACCCAGACGAAUUGAACACUUUACUUGGAACAAAUUUGUUCCCUACUGAAUGCAAGAUCAUAAUAACAACAAGACUUCUAGAUAUACAAGCAUGGUUUCGAUCUAUAUCUUUGAGGUGUUGGGUGCACAAACUCAAAUUGUUGAAUGAUCUUGAAUCAUUAGAGCUUUUAAGUUGGCAUGCUUUUGGAUCCAAAACUCCUAUGGAAGGUUUUAAGGAGCUCGCAAUGCAAUUAUCAAAGUAUUGUGCAGGAAACCCCCUAGCUCUUAAAGUAUUAGGUUCUUCUCUAUAUGUUAGUGAUGAAGACCCAUGGAGGAGAAAUAACAUGACAGAAAUUUGGAGAAGUAUGACAAAUGCAUUGAUUUCGUUGAAAGGAGAUCUUCAUUCUAAAAUCCAAGGUGUACUACAAAAGAGCUUUGACUCCUUGCCACUUGCCAGUCAUAAAGAGUUGUUUCUGCAUAUUGCUUGUUUCUUUGUUGGCGAAGAUGAAGAAGACGUCAUAUCGAUAUUAGAGGAUGACUUGCAUGCAAAAUCUGGGAUCGUGACCCUCAUUAAUAGAUGCCUUCUUACUGUUUCACCUGGUGGUGAACUGAUGAUGCAUCAAUUGCUUCAAGAUAUGGGCAAAAAAAUAGUUUGCGAAGAGUCCAAAGAUCCUGUAAGACGUAGUAGAGUCUGGCAUGAUGAUGAGUCUUACCGUUUGUUGAAAAAAGGAGAUGGUUCGGAUACAAUUGAAGGUCUGGCACUCGACAUGCGAAAGGUUGACCAAGGGAUGAGAUCAGAGGUGUUGCCUCUUAAAACAAGUGCGUUUAAAAACAUGGACAAACUAAAAUUGCUCCGGCUCAAAUAUGUGAAACUCACUGGGUCCUACAAGAACUUUCCGGAGUUAAGAUGGUUGUGCUGGCAUGGAUGUAAUUUAAAAACUAUACCCUCUGGCUUAUUCAUGAGCAGCUUGGUAGCUAUAGAUAUGAGUUAUGGACACAUGGAAAAGUUUGAAGCCCCCAUGGUUCUUAAUUCACUCAAGAUACUAAAUCUUAAACAGUGUGGCAAACUUGUCAGCAUCUGCAAACUCAGCCUGCUCCCUAAGCUUGAGACUUUGAUCCUCCAGAGCUGUAGUAGUCUGACUCAUGUUUGUAAAACCAUAGGAGACCUUGAGAGUCUUGUUCUAUUGGAUUUAUCAGGGUGCACCAAACCAUGGAAGGCUUUACCGAGCAAAAAAUAUGUGAAUCAACAUGGUGGAGGAAUUCCAGAACAGCCAUUGUUGCUUUUCUUGCCCCCGUCGUUAAAGAGUUUAUAUCUUGCAAACUGCAAUCUUGAUAAUAACAAUCAUGAUCGUGUGGUAUUCCAUGCCCAAUCGUUAUUUAACUUGAGUUUAAGGGGUAAUCUAUUUGAGUACAUGCCUAAUAACAUCGAUCUUAAAAUGCUUCGGUUGCUAAACCUGUAUUCUUGUCCAAACCUGAAGUCUCUUCUAUGUCUCCCAAGUACGCUAGAGGAAUUGUGUAUAGAUUGGUGUACAUCGCUAGAGAGAAUAACAUUCCAAUCAGGUCGUUUCAGUCUGCGGGAGUUUGGAUAUAAAGGCUGUUUCAAACUAUCUGAAAUUCAAGGGCUUUUCAAAUUAGUGCCCGUAGCAAAAAUUGAUGAAGCAGAUCUGGGUCACAUGCAGUGGAUCAAAGCAUAUCAAGAUCAUAAGGUGGACCUUGUCGGUGAUGAUAUUACUAAAGGCAGAGAUAGGCGUAUCCAGAUGUUGUAUGAAUAUGGUAUAAUGAGCACCUAUCUACAAGGCAUAAAGGAUCAAAGCAUGACAACAUAUGAAUAUACUUCAUCAUCUGCAUCCUUAUCCUUUCGUGUGCCUUUGCAUCAAAAGAAAGACAAGAUUCAAGGUUUAAGUGUGAGUUGCUUAUACAGAUCAUCAGGCUACAAGGAUACCGAUUGGUGGAUAUUGUUGGCCAAAGUCAGCAACACAACCAAGGGUCUUACUUGGAUAUACAACCCUGUGGUCUACUGCAAACCCAGUGUUGAUGAAGAUGUUGUGUGGUUAAGCUACUGGCCAAUUGGAAACAUAUUAGACGUUGGCGAUGAAGUCACUAUAGAUAUCUUCUGGGAGAAAGGAAUGAUGAUAGUAAGCGGGUGUGGUGGCAGCCUUGUGUAUACAGAUGAUGAUGAUGAAAUUAAGGAAGAAGAAAACUGUGAAAAUACCACGAUCAAAGGGAAAGAAGUUAUUGGUGGAGAUCUGUCUGAAUUCGAGGUGACUACAGGGGGCUACUAUCUUUGCCGCCGUGAUUUCUUUUACUCCGAUACCUCAUAUCGGUUGAAACUGUUGUUUGGUGACAAUGUUCACUAUACAGAUUCGUUAGGAUGGAGGAAAACUCGUGAGUCAGGGCUAUCUUGGGUGCUGAAAAGUUACAUAGACGCCUAUCCCAAAGAAAUUGUGCUGGGAGUUGACUUUAACAGUGAAAGUGAAAUAAACAAGAUAGAGAAGGCGGUAUCUAGCGUUGAGGGAGUUGAAUAUGUUUCCACUCGCAAAGAAAUAAAACGAUUAAUUGUCGUAGGACAUGCUGAUCCUAUAGCAGUGGCAACUUGUGUAAGAGAAUUUGAGAACAUGGUUGAUAUUUUAUCCGUUAAUUAUGGUCACUAUUCGGAGUCCAGGUCGAGGAAGAGGUUACACAAUGGGUAAAGGUGUCGCCAUGCCGGUACAUGUUAUUGCUGGUCUGGAGUUCAACCCUGCAAAGUGCCAAAGAUGUUGAUUGGCAGUGGUCGAUGUGAAUCUUCCUAAAAUGUAUUCAUAAUUCAAAAUCCUCCCAAAUCAUUGUAUUUCAGAUAUUAGGUUGUCACUUGUCAUUGUAAUAAUAUAGUAAUUUCUUCCAAUUUCAGAUACUAGCGUUAAGUUUAGUAUUCAGUUUAUUAA
Molecule: messenger RNA, 3958 nt
Organism: Helianthus annuus (common sunflower)
Lineage: Eukaryota; Viridiplantae; Streptophyta; Magnoliopsida; Asterales; Asteraceae
Product: disease resistance protein RPV1
Exons: 8
Coding region: 203-3727 (1174 amino acids)
Biological process (GO): defense response; signal transduction
Molecular function (GO): ADP binding; metal ion binding
Source: RefSeq, a predicted model, not a curated record